Rotaria sordida is the source of this 2394-nucleotide messenger RNA. The record is from the annotation of a GenBank genome assembly. Lineage: Eukaryota; Metazoa; Rotifera; Eurotatoria; Philodinida; Philodinidae.
AUGACAAGUUUGGUUUUAUUUAAUUCGGAACCAUCUUUAACAGAUGAUUUUAUCAAACCAGGUGUUGAUUGGGGUACUGGUAAAAAACGUAUUCCAUUGAGUAAGGAUCCAAGUUCUGCUCAUCCAUCAGGAACGUUUCUUUACAAAGGUGAACCAAUUGCACAAAAUUAUCGAAAUACAGAUAUUACAUUGAGUAAUGUUCGAAUCAAUGAUGAAUUAAUACCUGCAUCACUUCAUACAACUGAUAUAACACCUCAUCAAAUACCAUUAAAAUUUCCAUCAAAUCAUCCAUUUUCAUCACAUAUUAGUGAAAAAGCACUUUUUCCUAAUGCAAGUAUUAAUAUUGAUGAUCGUCCUUCAAUAGAUAAGGAUCCAUAUAUUGUCACACAUAAAAUUCGUGGUAAUCCAUUUCGUCGUGAAGUGCAUUAUCAAGGACUACAACGAGAACGGCAUCGAAAUUUAAAAUGGCCUGAUAAACAAUAUAUGCAUUUACCUCGUUCAUUUAGUGAUCUUAGUUUAUCAUCAAUAUAUCCUUGGCCACGAAAAAUAUUUGUACCAAAUGAUGAUAGUUCUAUUGAAAAUUCUGGAACAAAUAUAGUUAAAAAUAAAGAUAGAGUAUUAUUUGAAACAACAUAUCAAAGUGAUUUUUCAAACGGUGAAGGUCUUGGUACACAUGCCGUAUAUGAUACAACAGUAUCACUUCAACCAACUGAACAAUUAACACCAUAUUUUAAAAAAACACUUGAUCCAGCAAGACCAAUUGAAGGUAUGCAAGCUAUUCAUAUUCAUGGUAAUCAUCGACAACCAAGUGCAUUAGAUAAACGAAAAACAUCAACAGAAACAAUAAAAGUUAUGAGUGAAAACGAAAAACUUGAUGAUCAUAUGCGAAAUGGAACUGAUUAUGUAAAUUUACCAGCUCAUAUGUUUCCAACAGAACGAGCAGCAACAUGGAUUCCUCGAUCCGAAACUUCUAAUACUAAUAAUCAACAACAACAACCUGAAAUUCGUUUUCUUCAUCAUCUUCGACCAUCUGCAAGUGUUCCACAAAUUGCUCGUGAUCAUCAAGCAAGUCAUCAACAAAUUGAAGCUGAAAAUCGUCUUGAACAAUUAGAACUUAUUCGACCACAGGAUAAUCUUAAUUUACUUAAUAUUAAAUUUCGUACUCUUCAACAUCCACGUCAUUCUCGACCAAUUUUACCACAAUAUCGUGAUGCUUAUGUUAAUACAUUUUAUGAUCAACUUGGUACAUAUAUUCAAGAAAGAUCAGGUCUUUAUCAUACUAAUACUUAUGAUCCAAAUGCAUUAAUACAAGCAAUACCGGAUAUUGAAAAUUCAGAAAAUAAUCAAAAUGAAAAUGAUAAUUUAUUAAAAGAUGAAAAUUAUCUUGGUGAUCUAUUAGAUUCUAGUGAACAAACACAAAAUGUAUCAAAACCAAAAUUAUUUCAAUAUAAAACUUUUCAUGAUUAUCAGGCUAUGCGAAGUGGUCUUCUCAAUAAAUUUCGUGUUCCACAAGAUACAAGUACUGUUAAUACUCGUAUUCAAGAAGGUAAUAAACCAUUUAUUCAACGCGAAUCAACAUAUGGUCAAUCAUAUAAUACUCGAAAAUUUCUUCAAGAAAAUACUUUAUUACAUCAUUCACGUUCUGAUCCAACUUGUUUAAUGAGUACACAAUAUAAUACUAAUCUUGAACGAGCACGAAGUAUGAAUAGUUAUCCAAUGAAACCAAUACAUAAUAUAUCAUUUAAUAAUAAUGAUAAUAAUAAUAAAGAAAAAACAAAUGAUAUUCUUAUUGGUCCACUUAUUCAUCCAUCACCAUAUGAUGAAUUAUUUGCAACAAAAUAUAUAACUGAACAUACAGAUGGUUAUUCUCGUCGAUCAGUAAAUCGUGUUUAUGAUUCACCAUUUAAAAGUAAAGAAGAUAUGACUGCCUAUAAAUUUUUUGAAAAAAAACAAACACCAGUUACACCAUAUCUACAAAUUUCUGAUCAACUUCCACGUUCAGCUAAGAAUGUUUUACGUCUUCCUGGUCCAGAAGUUGUUUCUCGUUUUCUAGAACCAAAAUUAGAACCACAUUCAACUUAUCAACAUUCAUAUAAAGAUGUAUCUUUUCAUGAAACAAUAUUACCAAUACAAGAUGCAAGAUUAAGUUUCGACUCAAAUUAUUUAUCAAUGAAAGAUAAUGAUGAAAGAUUUGGUCGAACAUCAGAUGGUCGUAUUAAACAAUGGAAAUUAAUUGGUCUUCAAGAUCGUUGGACAAAAACAAAAGCACAAAAACAAUAUCAUAUUGAUCAUCCAGAAUCUGUACCUUAUGUUGGUGAAAGAACAAUACAAACAAAGAAAGAAAUUCUUAUUGCUGAUAAUAUUGAACGACAAAGAAUGAUGACAGUUCGAUGA